AUGGCUAAACAACAAUUUUUCGUGUUGUGGAAAGGAGGGCUGGCGACGGGAAUGGGGAUGAGGAUGGGAAUGAACUGUACGCGCUCGAUGCCGCGGGUUGCGACGCAUACGCUUUCGAGAUCGAUUUGUAGGGGGAGGAGUGUGGGGUGGGGUUGGGAGGGGAGGAAUGGGGGUGCGCUUUUUUCUGAUAUCAAACAACCAACGCCUCCACCCACACCCCUCAAGAAACCCCUCGAAGUCCUAAAAUCCAUGGAAUCGCUCACUCCCCACGAAAACAUCUAUACCGUCCCCAAUAUUCUGACCUUUUCUCGUCUCAUCGCUGCGCCCAUUUGUGGAUACCUCGUUCUGCAUGAUCAGCAUGCGUGGGCUGUUGGACUCUUUGCCUAUGCUGGAAUUACAGAUUUGGUAGAUGGAUGGAUUGCGAGGAAAUGGAAUUUGCAAACGGUACUGGGCACGAUUGUUGAUCCGAUGGCGGAUAAGACGCUGAUGACGAUUCUGACGGUUUGUUUGGCGAUCAAGGGGUGUUUGCCUGUCUGGCUCGCAACCAUAAUCCUCGGCCGCGACAUUGCGCUCGCCAUUUCCGCCUUCUACUUGCGAUGGAUUUCUCUCCCUCCCCCCAAAACCUUUUCUCGUUAUUGGGAUUUUUCACUUCCAUCGGCGGAGGUACAUCCAACUACUAUUAGUAAGUAUAACACGGCAUUGCAGCUGGGAUUCAUUGGAGCGACGACGGCUUUGCCGUUGAUUACUUGGGAUGUUGGAAUUGCUAUGACGGGGUUUCAAUACCUAGUAGCCACAACCACCAUUUGGAGCGGAUUGAGUUACAUCUACACCAAAGAUACCAUCAAGAUUGUCGGCCAACCAGAUGCUACCAAGAAGGCAAAUGAACAGGGACAGGGACAAUCCGAUAAGAAGCAGUGA
This is a messenger RNA of Botrytis fragariae, 918 nucleotides long. Its product is annotated as putative cdp-alcohol phosphatidyltransferase protein. Lineage: Eukaryota; Fungi; Ascomycota; Leotiomycetes; Helotiales; Sclerotiniaceae. Gene Ontology annotation, cellular component: membrane; mitochondrion. The transcript is spliced from 4 exons. Gene Ontology annotation, molecular function: cardiolipin synthase activity. The coding region runs from base 1 to 918 and encodes 305 amino acids. The record is from RefSeq and is a predicted model, not a curated record. Gene Ontology annotation, biological process: cardiolipin biosynthetic process.